AAGCCUCCUGUGGUUGAGGAAGAUGACGUUGUUGGCUUUGACGAGGAGGCCAAGAAGGUAAUUGAUCGUCUUCUUGAAGGAUCAGACAAUUUAAAGGUUAUUCCAGUCGUUGGUAUGCCAGGUCUUGGAAAGACGACACUGGCAAAUAAGAUAUUCAAGGAUGCUACAGUUGAGUUUGAGUUCUUCACUCGCAUUUGGGUUUAUGUUUCACAGUCAUACAAGAGAAGGGACUUAUUUCUCAACAUUAUUAGUAAAUUCAAGCGAAAUACUACACAAUAUUCUCAUAUGUCUGAGGAUGAUUUGGCUCAAGUAAUACGUGAUUUUUUGGGGAGGGGAGGAAAAUAUCUAAUUGUUUUGGAUGAUGUAUGGUCUGGAGAAGCUUGGGAUCGUCUCAAAAUUGCUUUCCCGAACAACAACAAGUGUAAUAGAGUGUUGUUGACCACUCGAGAUAACAUUGUAGCUAAGCAUUGCAAUGAUGAUCCUCAUAAGUUGAAAUUUUUAACUGAUAGUGAAGGUUGGGAGUUGCUGGAAAAGAAGGUAUUCCACAAGGAUAAAUGCCCUUCGGAGUUGGAACAGUACGGACUAAAUAUAGCCAAAAAAUGUGAGGGAUUACCCCUUGCAAUUGUGGUGAUUGCAGGGGCGUUAAUCGGUAAGGGUAAGACAACAAGAGAAUGGGAGCAAGUAGAUCAAAGUGUUGGUGAGCACCUCAUAAAUAAAGACCCGGAGAAUUGUAAAAAGCUGGUGCAAAUGAGUUAUGAUCGCUUGCCUUAUGACUUGAAGGCGUGCUUCUUGUAUUGCGGUGCAUUUCCUAAAGGUUUUGAGAUCCCUGCUUGGAAGCUGAUCCGUUUAUGGAUCGCGGAAGGUUUCAUUCAGUACAAUGGACGCUUAACUCUUGAAUGUAAGGCAGAGGAUUACUUGAAUGAUCUUGUCAACAGAAACUUGGUGAUGGUAAUGCAGAGAACUUCUGAUGGCCAAAUUAAAACAUGUCGUGUUCAUGAUAUGUUGCACGAAUUUUGCAGGCAUGAGGCGACUAUGGAGGAAAACCUUUUCCAAGAAGUAAGUCUUGAUAUUAGGCAAUCUGCUCUUGGACAACAAGAGCUAGCAACGUACCGUCGCUUAUGCAUUCAUUCCUCUGUUUUACAAUUCAUCUCUACGAAACCUUUUGGUGAACAUGUCAGGUCAUUCUUGAGCUUUCCAUCAAAAAAAUUGGAGAUGCCUGCUAGAGAUAUUCCAAAUAUCCCGAAAGCUUUUCCUCUACUAAGGGUGUUGGAUGCAGAAUCCCUCACAUUUAAUCGCUUUACCAAGGAGUUUUUCCAGCUAUAUCAUUUGAGAUAUAUAGCAUUCUCAAGCGACUCCCUCAAGAUCAUUCCUAGACAAAUGGGAGGGCUUUGGAACAUGCAAACUCUUAUUGUUGACACACAACAGAGGACUCUUGACAUUGAAGCAGACAUAUUGAACAUGCCACGACUGAGGCAUCUUCACACUAAUGCUUCUGCUAUAUUACGUGCCCCAAAAAGUAGUAAAGCUGCCCUGGUAAACCAAGCUUUACAAACUCUUUCGACAAUUGCACCUGAAAGUUGCACGGAAGAUGUGUUUGUGAGGGCUCCAAAUAUGAAGAAGUUGGGCAUUCGUGGCAACAUAGGUAUGCUUCUUGAGUCAAACGAGUCUGCACUAUUCAACAAUGUCAAGAAGCUAGAGUGCCUUGAAAGUUUAAAGUUAAUUAAUGAUGUUGGUCAAAUAGGCCGGACACCACUACGCCUUCCUCCAGCAUACAUAUUUCCAAGGAAGUUGCAGAAGCUUACGUUAAUAAAUACUUGGUUGGACUGGGAUCAUGAUAUGUCUAUACUUGGACAAUUGCAGUACCUUGAAGUUCUAAAACUGAAAGAAAAUGCAUUUAAGGGAGAGUACUGGGAGCCAAAAGUUGGUGGUUUUGGUUCCCUUCAGGUCCUGUGGAUUCAGAGAACAGAUCUAGCAGCCUGGCAUGCUUCAGCUGAUAACUUUCCUAGACUGAAGCGUCUGGUUCUUGUAUCGUGUGAAAAACUUGCGGAAAUUCCCCUUGGCCUGGCGGAUGUACGCAGCCUCCAAGUGAUGGAACUGAACGUCACCACCAAAUUAGCAGCAAAAUGUGCACGUGAUAUCCAAACCAAGAAACUCAAGCAAGCUAAUUUGGAAGGUAAUUAUAUUAAAAGCAGCGGAUUCAAGCUAUCUAUAUAUCCUCCUGAUCUCUGAUUGCAACUGCAUACAGCUUCCUUGAUGACGUGUAGGUUUUCAUGAGUGAACUACAUUCUCCUUGGGUUUCAUACAGCUUCAUUGAUCGUAUGGAUUACCCCUCGUUUCUGCUAUCUGCUACUUCAUUGAUUCACUCACUCUUCAACAAAGGCGACAAUGCUUUGGUUCUCUUUUUGG
Nicotiana tabacum (common tobacco) is the source of this 2406-nucleotide messenger RNA. NCBI's taxonomy places the organism in Eukaryota, Viridiplantae, Streptophyta, Magnoliopsida, Solanales, Solanaceae. The record is from RefSeq and is a predicted model, not a curated record.